Molecule: messenger RNA, 1866 nt
Organism: Anopheles aquasalis
Lineage: Eukaryota; Metazoa; Arthropoda; Insecta; Diptera; Culicidae
Gene: swi2
Product: Protein singed wings 2
Molecular function (GO): protein binding
Source: RefSeq, a predicted model, not a curated record
GCACGGACGGACAUCGGCAGCGAGCUGGAGACCACGUGUUGUGUGCCGUCGUUUGUGUCGCGUAUAUCGUCCCUCCAUUGCGUUUCGAGCAUUGCAGAUGUGACACCCACCAGUGGCUUGUGUUUAUGCAGUGAAGGAAAUAAUAGCAGACCUCAUCACCAGCUUCUUUCCAGCGAGAAUAUUUUGGAUGACCAUGAAAUUUGCAGAACCGACGAAAGGUGGUCAACUAAACGGUUCAACUGCUAGGCGUUUCCACCGCGAUGAUGACGCUACUGGCAGACGGAUUAAUAAUAGCGGCAGCGGCAUCAUGAUCGUUAUCAACGUGGUUGUGUUUGUUUUAACUGUGCUGCCGAUGGGGACCGUGGCCCAGCUUCCACUUAGUCUGCAGAAUCUCAUCGUUGAAAACGUGGCAAUAGAAGAGUGUGCCCUGCGGCCCGCGCUUACUGGAACACAACAGUAUGGGAACAAUCGGCCGUUCUGUGAUUACUCGGUUCCGAAUCGCACCGUGUGCUUCCGCGGUAUUGAUACGAAAAAGCUUCAGACGGGUGGAGCGAAGCUAAAGCAAACAAAACAACUGAUUCUAUGCGAUUGGGCCACGCGUACCUUCGAUCCGCUCAUACUGACCAAGCUGGUACCGCAGCUGGAGCGAUUCGCUUUGACCGGAAGGACAUUGCAACGCUUGGUACACCACUUUCCGCCACUGUCCAAACUGCGUGAACUCAACAUAACUGGCACGAGGCUUAAUCAUACUGAUGCGAACACAUUUUACGAGUUGGAGCAACUGAAGGUUCUCAAUCUACGAGGCAAUGAACUGGAACAGAUUCAGCAGUACCGUUUCCUGAGCGAUCAUGUCGAUAUCUAUCUGCAAGGAAAUACCUGGAACUGUACCAACGACAUGAUCUGGUUGCUGCGGGAACGAUCCGAUCAGUACGUUGAUAAGCCUUCCUGGGUUUGCAAGGACUGGAAGUACACGGGACGACCGGUGGUGACGGCAAUGGAGUACAAGCGGGUCGUACAAGAAAGCUGUCAGCACGAGGAGAUCUGGAACUGCACUUGCCACGUGUCCUACUUGCGGUUAAGCGAUAACGGACUAUCCUUUCACCCGAUGAUUAUGGUCAACUGUAGUGACCGGGGGUUCUAUCAGUUGCCACAAUAUUUGCCCGGUAACACUACAGUACUGGACAUUGCCAGGAAUAAGCUUCAGUCGGUAGACAGCCUCACUACAAAUGAACACUACCAAACGGUGCAGGAUAUUUACCUAGACGAUAAUCAGAUUACUUCGAUCGACAUAUUGGAGGACACGAUUUGGUUGGAUCAUUUCCGAAUUCUUAGUCUGCGAGGAAACAAACUGAACCGGAUACGGGUUUACAGUGUGGAGCAUGCGAUGGAACGGAACCCCGGUGUCGGGAAGCUGUACCUCUCCAACAAUCCGUGGCGCUGUGGGUGUCGCUUCGCGAUACGCUUCCAGCGGUUUCUUCGCAAACACGAAUCACUGGUCGCGGACACUCGCAACAUAACUUGCUACUUUAUCAACGACGAUGACGGCCGGAAACAGUACCUGCCCGUGCUGACACUCACACCGAACGAUAUCUGCCGGGCCUCGGAACCCAAUACGGCCGCUUUCUACAACACACUCAGCAUCAUUUUUGCAUCACUGAUCGUCCUCAUUUUCACUAAACUGGGCUACGAUUACUAUCGCUACCGGAAGUAUGGAAAGCUGCCAUGGUUGAUCAUGAAAAUGCCCUAACAUUCCAUUCGUUCGCCUUUGGAUAAUCGUGGAGCUGGGAAACUGUACUUAAAAGCAAAACAGUCCAAACUGUAAUCUGAAUUGUGAUAGUGACUGCUUGUGGAAUGGACCUACGCGAU